Messenger RNA from Drosophila bipectinata, 5777 nucleotides. Lineage: Eukaryota; Metazoa; Arthropoda; Insecta; Diptera; Drosophilidae. The record is from RefSeq and is a predicted model, not a curated record.
CGUGACGAAAGGACACGCGGCCAAUGGCAAGCGGGCUCUAGCGAUUCAAACAGGCCGCUCUGGGUUUCAAGUCGAAGCGAUUCGAGCGGAAUUACGAGUGCGUGUCCUGGCGUCGAUCGUGGCGUUAAAAUACACAAGAAAUACCAGAAAAAAUUACGUUAACGUGGCCGAGUGAAAUCGUAGCUUAGCUCUAAGCCGUAAAUCAUCAAGUGUCGGCAAACCAACGGAAAUCCAGUCGAGUGUGCACUUCUACUAUAAAUCAGCCCUUUGAAUAAAAAUAACAAAGGUAUUAUCCAAAAGCAUUAUAAAUAAUGGUAAUGCCGAACGCUCAAAGAAAGUGCGAACUACUCACCUAAUGAAGACCAGUGCUCAAAUCUAAGCAUAAAACAUAAACUAAAUAAUAAAUAAGCACAAAAAUCAACUUCAAACCACAUUUGAAGUGGAGAAGGACCUGGAGGAGGAGGAGGAGGUUAAAGCCACAACAUGACCCGCUUUCGCAUAAAAAACCUGAAAAUCCUCUCCUGCUGCCUCAGCGUUUGGGUGGUGCUCUUCCUCUUCGGCGGGGCGCUGCACCUGGCCCAGGGCAGCGAGUUUCCCGAGCGCGAAUGUUGCGACCUCACCACCACAUCCACUGUGGGGCCCCUGCCCAUGCCCCCCGCAGCGCUGCCCACCGACAAAUCACCCUCAUCGGCCACAACGGCCUUGGAGACGGAUCUGGCCAUCGGACGAUCGGGUUCCACCAUUAAAGGCGUCGUGGCCAUACUAAACUGCAUUUUGGCCCGACAACUCUGUUUCGAGGAUCCCUCAUGCUCGGCUAUAUUGGAAAUUAUACCCCGCGUCUGCGGCCCGAUACCAGUGUCCUGCAGCACCGUGACAGUGACCAAGUGCCAGGCAGCUCUUCGCACCCUGCAGGCCUUCCAAUUCUUCCGGCCAACAUGUUUGUGCAAAGAGCCCGGCAUGGAUCCCGACUGCAAUCAUUUUCGGGACUUCCUGUUCGAUCAUCCCUGCGGAUUUGUGCUGAAGAAGGCCGAAAAGGAUCCGUAUCCCAUAGACGCACUACCCACGUGCAAUCAUGCUCUGUCCGUCUGUCAGCAGGAACGCAAAUGCCUGAAGCUCUUCGAGGACUUCAAAACGCAUUGUAAAGUUCGUGACAACAAGUGCAAAAUGGAAAACAGGGACGCCUGCCACGAUUCCUGGACCAACCUCCGUCUAUCGCCCAUGUUCGGGUGUAUCUGCCCAAACAACCAUAUGAAAAAGCGCUGUGAUCGUAUCUUUAAUAUUGUUAAUCACAAUCCGUGUGUGGACAGACUAAUAUUUUUCCCCAACGGUCUGCCAAAAUUGAAGCAACAGAGACCAAAGGCAAAGCCGCGACCAAAACCGAAAGCGAGACCCAAGCCGAAACCAAAACCAAAGCUGAAGCAUUUCGGCGGCAUCAAUGGCACGGAGCUCAUGUCCAACAAUAUAGAGUACCAUGAUGAGCCCAACAUGGAAGUGCAUUCCCCCGGCGAGGCGGAGGACCAAGAGGCAGCCGGGGACGAGGAGGAGGGUGACGAGGCUAACGAGGACGACGACGACGAGGAGGAGGACGACGAUUAUGACGACCGCAUACGGGCCGAAAUUUAUUCAAACUAUCCGCACUACCUCCAUCCUCCGUCCUGGGGCAUCAACAAUCCGCUGGUCUUGGCCUCCCACAGUCCGCACACUCUGGACGACGAUGACGAUGUGGUCGUAGAGGUGGCCCACAAGAAGCCACCGCCAGUUCGCCACGAGAAUCUGGAGCACGAUGUGGUGGUGGUGGUGGAUGCCGGGCCGCAUUCCCACGGCCAUCCGCACACCCACACCUACUACACGCACGGGGAUCUGACCACCAUCUCCACGGGAUCGGGACAUGGAGGAGAGGGAGGUGUCGGAGCGCCAGCGCCCACGAUUCCCAGCCCACCUAACACUGGCACCAAAAUGCACAAAACAGCACCACUCGGCGAUUUAGUUGCCGGCAGCGACAUAACCCACCGCACGUACACAGGGCCCACGAUGGACGAACGAGUAAGAAUAUUGGGCAUGGACGAGAAACUGCAUCAGAGAAUCUUCAAUGAUAAUUUGGCCCUUAUUGAUACGCCACUUAUAGCCAUGGGCUCCGGCUACGGGUCCAGUUCCGGCGUGGUGACCACUUCCGGCUCCGGCCUGGGCCACCUGUCCGGCAGCUUUAACUAUCCGGGCUCGAUGCACGGCGUGCCCAGCUAUCCGUUCAAUAUAAGCGGCUUCCAUCAGCGGCACAUGGCAGCGGCGGCUGCCGUCGAUAAUGAACCAUUCGAUAUCAUUGAUACGGGCUUCGGCUACGGCGGAAACGGAAAUGCCGGUGUUUACUACCAAAGUGGUCAGGAUGUCGAAGUUGACCUCUCAACGGAAAUAAUCAAGCAACACUUUCAGAGUACCUGUCACACAGCAUUGGACACUUGCCGGGAAGAUCCGUCCUGUUCGUCGUCCCUGCAGCCGAUGCUGAUGCACUGCGAAAUGCACCGAUGCAAUCGCAACGCGUGCAUGUCCUCUCUGCAGGCCUUCUACAAGGGUCCCCACGAGGACCUCAAUCUGGACAUCGCCUUUUGUCUAUGCAAAAAAACAAGCAGCGGCAUUGGGAGCGGCGGCAGCAGCAGCCAGCAGAACGGCAAUCGGCACGACAUGUGCAUGAUUGCACAGGAAAAACUGCAUCCCGUGUGCGCCCAGCGGCCGCCAGAUAACAGUAAUCCGGCCAGCUCCAACGGCAUUUAUUACCAUCCGCCGCCCGCCUGUCAUGUGGUCGCCGACAGCUGCAAGGAGGAUCGCGAGUGCAGGCUGAAACUAGAGUAUUAUGAACAGGCCUGCGCCGUGGAUAGCGUCACCAAAAAAUGCGCUGGGAAACCCAGUGGCUGUCGAACCGCCAUGAUUGGGAUUUUGGGCACCAUGUUGAGGACAACCUGUGCCUGCCAGGGAACCGAUCCCCAGCACCUUUACCAGUGCGUGGGAUGGCGGCGGCUCCUCUGGAUGAAUCCUUGUGUGGUUGAGGCUCAAAAAGAUUUCCAUAUGAAGCGAUUGGCCGAACUCGGCUUCCUUACCACCACAACAACGACAACCACCACAACAACAACGACGACGACGACAACAACUACACGCGCACCACCGCCCCCACCACCGCCGCCGCCCACGACAACAAGAACGACCACAACGAGCCUGCAACCGAAGCAGACGCAAAGGAAGCCGCCCACGCACAUCUUCACGGACUUCCCUGCGGCAAAGGAGAAAUCAGAGCCAGCAUCGGUGGAACACAAUUAUCUCGAUCCGCCCGAUUCAAUACCGCUGCCCAGCGUAAACGUCGAGAGCGGCGGAAAUGGCGGAAAUGACGAUUAUCACAACGGCAAUGGACACGGAAAUGGAAAUGGCAACGGCAACGGCCACGGCCAUGGCAAUGGCAAUGCUAACGGUAACGGUAACGGCAGUCGACGUAAAAAUGGCGGCCACGGCGGAAAGGGACAGGGCUUGGGACGUGGCAGCAGCAACUCCGGCAGUGUAGAUUUCGAUGAUCCAGUAAUUUUCGUUGACCCAAGGGAAACAACUGAAUUUGUGGGCAUCAGCAUCACGGAGCCGGUAACCACAACAACCACAACAAUGGCAACCACAACAACAACUCAGCCGCCAAGAAAUUGUGUGGUUCAACGUCCUCGUCAAUCCGACCAACUAAUUCGGGAGGGCAGCAGCAAGCGGAUCUACUCCUUGGAUGAUGUCGAGUGCAGUGAGCUAUGCAGCUGCGGCGACUCACUCACCCUCACCUGCCACGCCCUCUGCGUGCCAUUCGCCCCAUGCCGCACCGCGCUCGCCUUCUACAGCCAUGCCUCCCCCGCCUACCAGGCAUUCCGCGGCCGCUGCCUCUGCUACUCGGGACGCUUCAUCUGCAUGAAGCCGCCGCUCGGGGAGUACAUUCUUCCAGGUGGGGUUUUCCUGCUCCUGGGCUACAGUGCCGCCGACGAGGCACUCCUGAGGCCCCACACGAACCUGGGGGUGCAGGACGCCGUGCGCGCCCUCCAGCAAUACGUAACCACAUACAUCGAUAAUCAGACGCAGUGCACCCUGACGUUGUUCAACAUGACGGAGGAGAACAUUAUAAUUGCAGCGCGCUUACCGCACGACGGCAAACUUAAGGAUAUUGAGCUGUUGCGCAAGGAGAAGGACGAGUGCACCGCGAUUCUGAAAACCAUCAGUCAUCAAAUCAAUAACGAGCACAGUGAACUCCAAUCCCACCGACUGCUGAGCAUUUUCAAAAUGUCCGAAGUCGAGGUCGUCUGGCCGGAGAGCACGAGUGCGGCGGCCCGGAGUGGUCAUGGACCGGGUCCGGGUCCGGCCAACUUCGCCGGCUGCCAGCGGCUGCUGUACGUGGCGAUGCUCGCGCUGGCUUAUCUCUCCACCCGGACAACGAUGCGUAUGAGCUAUGUGGCGACAUGACAGCCGCAUAGCUGAAGGAUUACGGCAAGGACAAUUGCUUAACUGUAUGUAAUAGAUAUGUGUGAGGGGCGGGCAAGGUGGAACUAAGGGCGCUGGGUAAUACAUACGAUGUAUAACUAUAAUAGCUACUAAACUAAAUGGAAGGUAUUGGUGGCCUAGCAUAAUCGUAAUCAUAAACGUGUUGUAUACAUUUAGGGGCUAGUUCUGUGUUUAGCUGCGAUUUUUGUGAAGCUUUGUUGUUGACCUUUGAUGACGGUGAUGCUGUCUCUUUUGAUACGUAUGUGAAGCAUUAUGAGAUAUACAAAAUAUAACACUAGAACAUAAACCUAGAACUCAAUUAGAUUAAUCUUUAUAAUGUAUACCUAAAUGUGAAAUGGAAAACUGCUGUCUACAUAAUAAUAUUAUUAGCAAAUAACUGAGAGGAACUCGAUAGUUGAAUUUGAUUUGGCAAGUUGUACAUAGAGGAGAAGGGAUAGCCGUAAAGUAUUCGAACUAUAGCUAGUGUUUUGUACGAUAAAUCAAUAUAAAUAUCUGUCGGUCCAUCAGAAUCACACUCUUAUACACUCACACGAAGUAAAACAUUUUAAAAAUUAAGACUCGUUGCAUGGCCUUUAUUGUUUGAUGUUUAAGCUCUUUAAAGUGCUCACCACCCUCAUUUAAAAAGAAUUAUUAACCGCCUUAACAAUGUUUGCUCUGUUAAAGAAUGUGAAUGCCUCUCGAGGAUAUUCCAUGACCGCUCUUUCUGAUUUUUAAUUACAUUUUAAUGUCGGCAGGCCUGCGUUUUCCUUGUUUUCGUUGUUUUUCUCGUUUUCAGGCGGAAAGCAAACAGAAACUUUCCGCCCGGCUAGUGAACUUUCAUUUAACACUCACAUUCGGUGGCGAGAGUGUGCCAAACGAUGCUGUUAAUUUAUUUCAUAGUUUUCCGUUCGGCGAGAAAACAAUUACGGUUUCAUUAUCAAUUAUGCGUUAUGCAUUUCCAUUAUUGGCACAAUUUUAUUGGCCCCCAAUCGGCCGUGAACUCGCCUCGUUUCAACAGGUUUCAUUGCCACGAUUACCCACUUUCAGUUCGCUGUACAUAAUUAUAUGUAGAGUAUACCCUAUCGUCCCACUUUCAAAUCAAUUGACGUAAUUAAUACUAAACCAGUACAUAUCAAUAUGAACACCUAACAAGUUUACACACAGAAGAUGAAAUUUCUUACAAUGAAUGUCCCUCGAAUGCUCGAAUCUUUUGUAUAUACUUCUUUAUACUUAAAGUUUACAACGAUAUACAAUAGCAGAAAAUACAGCCUAGAUCAACUUUAUGAAAU